This is a messenger RNA of Scylla paramamosain (green mud crab), 6317 nucleotides long. RefSeq names its product calcium-transporting ATPase type 2C member 1-like (gene SPoCk). Gene Ontology annotation, molecular function: P-type calcium transporter activity; ATP hydrolysis activity; ATP binding. Gene Ontology annotation, cellular component: endoplasmic reticulum; plasma membrane; Golgi membrane. The transcript has 16 exons. Gene Ontology annotation, biological process: calcium ion transmembrane transport; manganese ion transport; intracellular calcium ion homeostasis. The coding region runs from base 291 to 3158 and encodes 955 amino acids. The record is from RefSeq and is a predicted model, not a curated record. NCBI's taxonomy places the organism in Eukaryota, Metazoa, Arthropoda, Malacostraca, Decapoda, Portunidae.
GUUUGUUACUAUAUACUUGUUACGGCUGUUAUGAGAGAGAGAGAAUUUGAUGAGAUCCGUUGCAAAGACAAACACCCUGCUACUGCCUGAAGUAAGAUCAAGAACACCAUCAGCUGGCGAGAAAUAUUCCCUUGUGUUGUGUGUUGGUCUGGCAGCGAGUCGGGGAGGGGCCUGCUGCACUGCUAUACGUGUUAUGCUGUGUUUCUGCCGUCCCGUAACCGCUGACCACUGACUCAUGGAGGAGUGAGGAGCCGCUGAUGUGGAAGGUGUUUUAGUGAGUUUGUCCAGUAAUGAGUAAGCUGCAGGAUAAUGACAUGCAGGAUGAAGGCAUAGGGCUGCUGCCUCCAUCCGCCUCGUCCUCAGAAGAGAGCCUGAGCCCGGUGCCUAGCAAAGGUGGGGGGGCAGGAGGAGAAGGAGGAGAGGGGGCAGCUAUGUGGGUGAGUGGCCAGGAGGGCGCCCGGCUGGCAUGGGAGGAGGUGGCCCGGCUGCUGCUGAGCGACCCCGCCUCCGGGCUGCCGUCCAGGGAGGUGCUGGCGCGGAGACAGGCGGUCGGCUUCAAUGAGUUUGAGGAGACCCAGGACGACCCACUCUGGAAGAAGUAUUUGGGCCAGUUCAAGGAGCCUCUGAUUCUGCUGUUGCUGGCAUCGUCUGUGGUGUCGCUAUGCAUGGGCCAGUUCGACGAUGCAGUGGUCAUCACCCUGGCCAUCGUCAUUGUGGCCACUGUUGCCUUCAUUCAGGAGCUGCGGACUGAUCGGGCGCUGGAGGAACUCAAGAAACAAGUGCCGGCCACCUGCAUGUGUCUGAGGGAUGGGUGCCUACGGGAGUACCAGGCAAGGGAGCUGGUGCCAGGUGACGUGGUGCACCUCAGCAUUGGCGAUCGGGUGCCUGCGGAUUUGAGGCUGAUGGAGGCAAUUGACCUGUCCAUUGAUGAGUCCAGCUUUACCGGGGAGACCGAGCCAGGAGCGAAGGUGAGCAGCAUCCUAAGCACAGGCGGCUUUGGGGUUUCGGGAAGCCUCAGCAACAUCGCAUACAUGGGCACCUUCGUGAGGACGGGACACGGCCGGGGCAUCGUCAUCAGCACCGGGGAGAAGUCACAGUUUGGGGAGCUGGUGAAGAUGAUGCAGGAGGAAGAGGCGCCACGCACUCCGCUGCAGAAGAACAUGGAUAUGCUGGCCAAGAAACUGUCCAUCUUUUCUUUCUGCUUCAUAGGGGUGGUGUUUGCUCUCGGCCUCUACCAGAGCAUCCCCAUACAGAAGAUCUUCAACAUCGCGGUGAGUCUGGCGGUGGCUGCCAUCCCCGAGGGGCUGCCCAUUGUGGUGACCAUGACGCUGUGCCUGGGCAUCCGUCGCAUGGCGCAGCGUUCAGCUCUGGUCAAGGGACUGCAAACUGUGGAGACGCUGGGAUGUGUCACCACGGUCUGCUCUGACAAGACUGGGACUCUCACCAAGAAUGAGAUGACGGUGACCAACAUUGUAACCUCUGAGGGGGACGAGUGUUGCCUCACGGGAGUUGGGUACUCGGCCGACGGACAGGUGGUGUUUGAGGGCGGGUACUCCGAGCUGGCUAACGAGGCGGUCACCAAACUGCUGGAGACAGGUGCUGUGUGUAACAAUGCUCAGAUUGUGGGUGGCCAGCUGCUGGGACAACCUACCGACGGGGCCAUUCUUGCUGCUGCCAUCAAGCACGGGAUCUACAACGCAGCUGACAAGUACCAGAGGAUGGAGGAGGUUCCCUUCAAGUCAGAGACCAAGACGAUGUCAGUGAAGGUGAAGAACAAGAAGACAGGUGAGGUGGAGUGGCUGGUGAAGGGUGCGGUGGAGGUGGUGCUGCGUUCCUGCACUCACUACCAGCAGAACAUGAGUGUGCUGCCUCUCUCCCAGGAGCGACACAGACACAUUCUCUCCAUUGCGCUGGAACACUCCCGCCGCGGCCUCCGAGUGCUCUCCAUCGCCCGCGGCCCAAGUCUGUCCGAACUGAGCUACAUGGGGCUGGUGGGCAUCAUGGACCCACCGAGGGAGGGAGCACGGCCCUCUGUCACCACCCUGCAGUCCACUGGUGUCAAGGUGAAGAUGAUGACGGGUGAUGCGCAGGAGACAGCGUGUGCCAUCGCCCAGGCUGUGGGAUUGCAGCUGCGGCCUGGUACAGUGUUCUCCGGGGACCAGCUGGAUGCCAUUGAUGACCGCCUGCUGGUGCGUCUUGUUCAGGACGCCUCAGUCUUCUACAGGGUCUCUCCUCGCCACAAACUGCGCAUUGUCAAGGCACUGCAGGAGGCCGGGGAGAUCGUGGGCAUGACUGGCGAUGGCGUGAAUGAUGUAGUGGCACUGAAGCGGGCAAACAUUGGCAUUGCGAUGGGCCGUAUGGGGUCUGCCGUGAGCAAGGAAGCUGCCGAUAUGAUUCUCAAUGACGACAACUUUACCACCAUCCUGUCAGCAAUAGAGGAAGGCAAGUGCAUCUUUCACAACAUCAGUAAUUUUGUGCAGUUCCAAGUGAGCACAAGUCUUGUUGCUCUCAGCCUCAUUGCCCUGUCCACCUUGUUUGGCCUGCCCAGCCCCCUCAACCCUAUGCAGAUCCUGCUCAUCAAUGUGAUAAUGGACGGGCCGCCAGCUCUCACUCUGGGCAUGGAGCCAAUUGAUGAAGACGUGAAGGUGCAGCCACCGCGGGACACCACCAAGGACCUCAUCACCAAGAAGCUGGUGCGCAAUUGUGUCAUCUCUGCCGCCGUCAUCAUCUGUGGUACGCUGUGGGUCUUCAGGUCCGAGAUGAGCGACGGGCGCGUGACGGCUCGUGACACCACCAUGACCUUCGCCUGCUUCGUGAUGUACGACAUGUUCAACGCCAUGUCGUGCCGCUCGGAUACCAAGUCUGUGCUGGAGAUCGGCCUCACCUCGAACUGGUACCUCUUCGUGGCCCUCACCGCCACCGUGGGCUGCCUGCUAGGCGUGGUGUACCUCCCCUUCCUGCAGUGGGUCUUCCAGACAGAGGGGAUCCACCUGUCAGACUGGUUGUACCUGGUCUGCCUCACCUCCACGGUCCUCCUUGUGUCCGAGCUGAGGAAGUUCCUAGACCGCUGGGCUGAGAGAGGCUGGCCGCAGGGAGUGUCUGUGCGGAAUUUGUGGCCGGCUAAGAAGAGCAAGGCAGGCUGGAUGGAUGCUGUGUGAGUGGCUGUGUGUCUCUCUGCGUGUCUGUGUUUUUAUUAGUUUUUGUCGCCAUUACUUACUUAAUUUCCAUCCACAGAAAGGAGAUAAAUCAUUCAGGUGCCGUCUUAACUGAAUACGUGUGUGUACAUAUUUGUUUCCUUCUCUUGGUUAGUUACUCGUUCAGUAGCAGUUUUAGUGUGUGUGUGUGUGUGUGUGUGUGUGUGUGUGUGUGUGCAUGGAAAGAGACAAGUGUAACAGAAAAGUGACGUGUUCAAGGAAGGUUUUGUAAAGUUUUAACAGUGUUUGUAUUUGUAUGUGCUUGUCUCUGUUUUACAUUAAUUUAUUUAAGAGCUAUUUAUUUUUAUGUACUAUCUCAGUUUAUCUCAUUGGUUGGUUUUAAGAGUGCAGGCGGAGCAGGCAAGGUUGUGUGUGCCCCGCAAUGGUGGUCUUUGUGCAGGUUUUAUACACGAGUGCAAUAUUGUCAUGACGCACCUUCAUAUCAUUUUAGAUGUAGGUAUUUUGUAAGGCGGCUGGGUGAGAGAGAGUGGGUGAGGGAGGCACACACCUGUCACCCCGCAUCUGUCACCCCCACACCCCACCACCUGCACUCCCCUCACCCCCCACCCCCCAAAUCUCACUUUACAUUGCACUUGUCUGUCACUUAACUUAAAUAUGUACUAUCUUUCACCCGACACACACGGCCACACCCACGCUGACCUAAAGGAAACCUAACAAGUGUAGUAGAUUUACCUAAUGUUGAUAUCACCUAACCACUCGCCCACACAGUACUGGCUUUUGUCCCAACUCACUCGAUUGUGCUCCGACUUAACCCAAGUUUUAAAAGGUCCUGUACCCUUACUCACACACACAGGUUUUUCAUAUUAUGUAGAUGGCAGAGUUGGCAGUCUCUCACAAUCAUAUAAGGACAGGAUAUUUGUACUUUCUUGUGUGUGGUUGCCUUUCUCAUCUCGUCAAGUUUGGGGAAAAUUCAUGCAAACACUUUCUUGUAAUUUCUCGGAUUUAUGCCACUCAUUUCAUUCAAAAGUCCCUGUGUGGUUGUGAUUGAUGGCUGCCAACGUUCUUGUCUGCACUUUGUGAACGUUCACCACGCCUUGUGACUGAGUGACUGAGUGAGUGAGUGAGUGAGUGAGUGAGUGAGUGAGUGGCCUGGACCAUUCACAGCUUGGGGCACUGUUGUGAAGUGUCCAUCACCACUCAUAAGCUUGACCAGUAGUCUCUCUUUGUGUGUACGUGUGCAUGUGUUUGUCUGCAGCUAAACAAUUUUAUUCACUGUAAUUUUCAGGCCAGCAAAAUUCAACCUUGGUAAUGGUAAUGAUUCUGAACGAUGUGAAAUUAUGGUGUGAGUGAUGAAAGUGGGCCAGAUCCUCCCCUCCUGUGUUGACUUGCCACCUCCCCCAAGCUGUCAGGUGCAGGCAACUAGUGUGGCAGUAAAGCAUAAUAGUACACUCUUUAAGCUCCACUUCCCCAGUAUUUCUCAUUCCUCACCAACACAACUACUGCAAGGGAACAAUAAUACACUUUUUAUCUGGGUGUAGGUGGAGCUUUGCAUAGAAUUGUAUCUUCUUAUGGCACUGCUAAAGGUGUCUCUAUCUAUCUAUCUGUCUGUCUAUCUAUCUAUCUAUCUAUCUAUCUAUCUAUCUAUCUAUCUAUCUAUCUAUCUCUCCAUCUUUAUACUUGGCCAGCAAUCCCACAUGGGGCACACCAGGCAAAGUAACUCAUUCACGCAGACACACACGCACACACAUACAUCACUCAGACUCUUAGCCCCAUGUUACAUUGUACCGAGGAUACAAACACCUCAGAAAUUCCAAUACUCAAGAUUUCAGGUAACAUAAGUUUAGUAAAUUAAGCAAAACAGGUGAUGAAAAGGACAUUGCAUCUGAUUCAGCACUCGUGAUACAUUAGUAGGUAGCUGAGAGGGAAUGGUGAGUCAGGUGGGCCAGGAGGUAGAUAAGAGGAAUGCUUGGGAGGGGAGUGUGUGUUGUCAAUCCAGGGAGUGUUGAGUUAAGGCAGGAGGGGGGAUGUUACAUACUGUGUUACUUAUAAUUCCUGUACCCAUUACCAAGAAACACUGUGUUAGUAUAAUGCAUGCUGCUGAUGAUAUUGGCAGUGUGUUUAUUUAAGUUACUGUUGUCUUAGUAUGUCUUAUUGUGUCUUACUCCACCCAUCCUGUUUAAAUUCACAAGUGUAUAUUUAAUUUGAAAUAUGAGGUUGUGAGUCAGAAGAAAUGGGAGUAUAAUAUGCAUGUUAAGGAGAAUAUGCAAAGUGUCAUGAGGAAAUUCAACACUGUAUUAUUCUACAAAAGACGUAAUAUGUUUAAGAGGAGCCGUGACAGGGUGGUUAACGAAGCUUUCUAUGGAACGUUAGGUUAGGAAGUUUAUGGCGUGGGAGGGAAGGAAGCGAGAUUGAGAAUGCCAGUAGUGAGGAAAGAAGAAGGUCACUUGCAAGGAAAAGAUAAAAAAAAAAGUGCUAUUGAGAAAGCUGUAACCUGGUAUGGGCCUCAGUGAUGAAAAUGCAAAACUGUGUGUGUGUGUGUGUGUGUGUGUGUGUCAGUUUUUUUUUUUUUUUUUUUUUUUUUUCACUUGAGGAUCAACAUUUUCUGUGCUGUCAAAAUAGUUGAAUAUUUUUCAGUUUCUUUCAUGCAUUUAUUAUACCAGGAUAAAGUUUUCCUAAUAGUACAUAAAAGGAGAUGGUAUGAACAAAAGCAGAGAGAGAGAGAGAGAGAGAGAGAUGCUGCAGCCAUCCCCUUCAGAGGCGUGUCCUAGAAGUGGGUGACUUGGCAGCAUUGGAGGGAAACAGGCUGAACGAAGCAGGAAGCUACCUAGUGCACAGAUUGUUUACUGCAUUGUGGAUAAAAUAAAAAAGGGCAAAAAGAAGAGAUUGACAUGAGUGGGAUGCAGUGUGAAGGUACUUUUGUGAUUGUGUUGAGUUGUGUUGUGUUUUGGUUGUAUUGUGUGACAGACAUAUUGUUGAGGAAAGCAUUACCGUGCCAUUAUUAUUUUUAUUAUCAUUAUUAUCAUUAUUAUUAUUAUUAUUAUUAUUAUUGUUCUGACAUAUUCUAUAUACACUGUUUUAUAUAUUCUUGAUGUCAGACCAUUCCCUGUAGAAGGAAAAUUUACAUGUAAUACAUAUUAUGUAUAGUAAAUGCUGAGAAAACUA